AUGUCUUCGAUCUUGCUUUUUGGUGUGACAGGCCUUGUUGGCUCUCAUCUGGUUUUGGCCCUCAAGAACGAAUACCCGAAUAUUCCAGUCACAGUAUUUUUGCGGAAUAAUUCCCUCGACACCUACCUGUACGAAACAGCCGGUGUUAAACGGAUCGUGCAUGGCACUUUCGACGAGAAGGACAAGAUCGCCGCAUUAGCCAAAGAACAUGACAUUGUAAUCAACGUUGGUUCGUCAUGGGAUGUGCCCCUGAGCGAGGCGAUUGUGGAAGGGCUGAACCGGCAACCGGAAGAGAAGAAGAAAACCCUGAUUCAUAUGAGUGGAGCUGGUAACUUUGUGGACAAGAGGUGGACAGAUGGGGCGUUCCACGAGCAAGCGAAGAUCUGGAAUGACAAAAAUCCGGAAGACAUGAAGCUUAUCAACCCCUCCAUGUUAAAUGGCGGGCCUGACACUGUAGUCUUGAACGCUGGCAAACGAGGCAAUAUCGGGACCUACAUUGUCUUCCCCUCAGGCAUAUACGGCGAAGCCGCGGGCCCAAUCCCAGCCCUGGGAGUGGUCCAGCUCAUCUACCGGGAGAAAGCCAGGGAGCUGGGAUUUGUGCCGUACGUUGGAGAAGGAAGUGCCAUCUUCAAUUGUCUCCAUGUCAACGCCAUUGCCCCCUUCAUGUUGAAGGUCUUGGACCUGGCAUUGCACGAGGAUACACCUCAAGGAUCUGUCUAUGAGCGAUGUUUCCUGAUCGGCGGGCCAGAAAUUGCCUGGAAGGAGGCAUCAGAAGCUUUUUCGAAGGCUUUGCAUGCGGAAGGAAUCGUGCCGAGCUCUCAGGCCAGAAGUGUGACUUUGGAGGAAGCAGGCGAGGGCGAGUUGCCGAUGUUGAUGGCAAGCAAUGUGAAGUUUGUGUCUCAUCGCGCAGAAGGAUUGGGUUACGUGCAUAACGAAGUUGGGCUGGUGGAAUUCUUGAGCAAGUUGAGAUAAUAAUCCCGGUGGUGAG
Cladophialophora immunda is the source of this 988-nucleotide messenger RNA. RefSeq lists its product as uncharacterized. The transcript has 4 exons. The record is from RefSeq and is a predicted model, not a curated record. Lineage: Eukaryota; Fungi; Ascomycota; Eurotiomycetes; Chaetothyriales; Herpotrichiellaceae. Bases 1 to 972 code for a protein of 323 amino acids.